This is a messenger RNA of Prunus dulcis (almond), 4505 nucleotides long. Its product is annotated as xanthine dehydrogenase 1-like. The coding region runs from base 165 to 4274 and encodes 1369 amino acids. NCBI's taxonomy places the organism in Eukaryota, Viridiplantae, Streptophyta, Magnoliopsida, Rosales, Rosaceae. The record is from RefSeq and is a predicted model, not a curated record. The transcript has 14 exons. Gene Ontology annotation, molecular function: FAD binding; iron ion binding; oxidoreductase activity.
CUUCCGUGUCCCAGUCCCCUACUGUUCCAUUCCAUCUUCUUCUCGCUCACUUCUCUCUCACAUACAGAAGGGAAAAAAACUUGAUUUCUUUUGAAUCUUAAUAUUUAUCACAAUUCUAAGUUGUUGGGUUUGAAGGAAUUAAGAAAAAGACAGAAAAUAAAAUUAUGGGAUCGUUGAAGAACGAAGAGGAGCUGGAACAAAUCGGGGAGGAGUCAAAAGAGGCCAUAUUGUAUGUCAAUGGAAUUCGUAAAGUUUUGCCUGAUGGGUUGGCUCACUUCACCCUUCUUGAGUACCUCAGAGAUAUAGGUUUGACGGGGACAAAGCUUGGUUGUGGUGAAGGCGGUUGCGGUGCUUGCACUGUUAUGGUUUCCCAUUAUGACCAAGAACGGAAGAAAUGUUUGCACUAUGCUGUCAAUGCAUGCUUGGCUCCUUUGUAUUCUGUAGAAGGGAUGCACGUAAUUACGGUGGAAGGACUAGGGAGCCACAAACAGGGCUUGCAUCCGAUUCAAGAAUCAUUGGCAAGAUCUCAUGGCUCACAAUGUGGAUUUUGCACCCCUGGUUUUAUCAUGUCGAUGUAUGCAUUGUUAAGGUCAAGUCAGAAACCACCUAGUGAGGAGCAGAUUGAAGAAUGCCUUGCAGGAAAUUUGUGUCGAUGCACAGGUUACAGACCAAUUGUUGAGGCUUUUCGUGUCUUUGCCAAAACAAAUGAUACACCAUACAUUGAUAUAUCUUCGCUAAGCCGUGAAGGAGGUGCGUUUGUGUGCCCUUCAACUGGAAAGCCCUGUUCGUGUGGUUUGAAAAGUGAGAGUUCAUGCACCACUCUUGAAAGUGGUACUUGUGACGACAAGAGGUAUGAACCUGUCUCAUACAGUGAAAUUGAUGGAAGCUCAUACACAGACAAGGAGUUUAUUUUUCCUCCUGAGCUACUAUUGAGAAAAUCGACGUAUUUAAGUUUAACUGGUUUUAGUGGGUUAAAGUGGUUUAGACCUUUGAGACUUAAACAAGUGCUAGAGUUGAAACAAAAAUUCCCUGAUGCAAAAUUAUUGGUAGGUAAUACUGAGGUAGGAAUUGAAAUGAGGUUUAAGAAAAUUGAGUAUCGGGUAUUGAUUUCUGUUACUCAUGUAUCUGAACUCAGUAUAUUGAAUGUCAAGGAUGAUGGCAUAGAGAUAGGUUCUGCAGUAAGACUUUCUGAACUACUUAAGGUUUUAAGAAAGGUCAUAACAGAACGUGCAGUUCAUGAAACUUCAUCUUGUACGGCCUUCGUUGAACAAUUAAAAUGGUUUGCUGGGAUGCAAAUAAGAAAUGUUGCAUGUGUGGGUGGAAAUAUAUGUACAGCCAGUCCAAUAUCAGACUUGAACCCUCUUUGGAUGGCCUCUAGAGCAAAGUUUCGAAUUAUUGAUUGCAAAGGGAACAUUAGAACGACGCUGGCAGAAAAGUUUUUCCUGGGUUAUCGUAAGGUGGAUCUGGCAAGUGGUGAAAUUUUGCUCUCUGUAUUUUUACCUUGGACUAGGCCUUUUGAGUAUGUGAAAGAAUUUAAGCAAGCUCACAGAAGGGAUGAUGAUAUAGCGAUAGUGAAUGCUGGAAUUCGUGUUCAUCUUGAGGAAAGAGGUGACAGUAGGGUUGUGUCUGAUGCAUCUAUUGUUUAUGGUGGAGUUGCUCCACUCUCUCUUUCUGCAACAAGAACAAAAGAUUUUCUCAUUGGAAAGAGUUGGAACAAGGAGCUGUUGCAGGGUGCUUUGAAAGUCCUGCAAAAAGAUGUAUUGCUCAAGGAUGAUGCUCCUGGUGGGAUGGUGGAGUUUCGUAAAUCUUUGACCCUUAGCUUUUUCUUCAAAUUUUUUCUUUGGGUUUCUCAUCAGAUGGAAGGGGAUCAUUGCAUUAAGGAGAGAGUACCAUUAUCCCAUCUUUCUGCUGUACAAUCAUUUCUCCGGCCACCUGUUAUAGGAACUCAAGACUAUGAAAUUACAAAACAUGGGACAGCUGUUGGGUCUCCUGAGGUUCAUUUAUCAGCAAGACUUCAGGUUACAGGAGAGGCAGAAUAUUCUGAUGACACACCAUUGCCUCAGAAUGGUUUGCAUGCUGCUUUAAUACUCAGCAGAAAGCCUCAUGCUCGUAUACUUGCAAUUGAUGGUUCUGGAGCAAAGUUAUCACCUGGGUUUGCAGGAAUGUUUUUUUCUAACGAUGUUCCAGCUGAUAAUAAAAUUGGACCUGUUGUUUACGAUGAGGAACUAUUUGCUUCAGAAUUUGUCACUUGUGUUGGUCAGGUUAUCGGAGUGAUAGUUGCUGAUACACAUGAAAAUGCAAAACUAGCAGCAAGGAAGGUUCUUGUUGAGUAUGAAGAGCUCCCACCCAUCUUAUCAAUACUGGAUGCCAUCAAUGCCAAUAGUUACCAUCCUAAUACAGAGAGGUGUUUUAGGAAAGGGGAUGUGGAUCUUUGCUUUCAAUCACAUCAAUGUGAGAAUGUCAUAGUGGGGGAAGUUCGAGUGGGAGGACAGGAACACUUCUAUUUGGAGCCACAAAGCAGUGUGGUAUGGACAAUGGAUGGUGGCAACGAAGUUCAUAUGAUCUCAUCCACUCAGGCCCCUCAGAAGCAUCAGAAAUACGUUUCUCAUGUUCUUGGUCUUCCAAUGUCAAAAGUAGUUUGUAAAACUAAACGGAUUGGUGGUGGUUUUGGUGGCAAGGAGACUAGAUCAGCUUUUGUUGCUGCUGCAGCCUCUGUACCAUCAUAUCUCUUAAAUCGUCCAGUUAAAAUUACAUUAGACCGUGAUACAGACAUGAUGAUAACUGGGCAACGCCAUAGCUUUCUUGGAAAGUACAAGGUUGGAUUUACAAAUGAGGGAAAGGUGUUGGCACUAGAUCUUGAAAUCUACAAUAAUGGUGGAAAUUCACUAGAUUUGUCCCUUCCUGUGCUUGAACGUGCUAUGUUUCACUCAGAUAAUGUCUAUGAGAUUCCAAAUGUGAGGAUUGUGGGAAGGGUUUGCUUCACAAACAUUCCAAGUAACACUGCUUUUCGAGGAUUUGGUGGUCCUCAAGGUAUGCUUAUUACUGAAAAUUGGAUUCAAAGGAUUGCUGCCGAACUCAAAAAAAGCCCCGAAGAGAUAAGAGAAAUUAAUUUUCAAGGUGAAGGGUCAAUAUUGCAUUAUGGUCAACAACUUCAACACUGUACACUGGGUCCGCUAUGGAGUGAACUAAAGUUAUCUUGUGAAUUUUCAAAAGCUCGCUACGAAGUUGACCAAUUUAAUAUUCAAAAUCGGUGGAGGAAGCGUGGUGUUGCCAUGGUUCCAACGAAGUUUGGCAUAUCAUUUACAUUAAAGCUUAUGAACCAGGCAGGUGCUCUUGUUCAUGUCUACACGGAUGGAACUGUUUUAGUCACACAUGGAGGUGUUGAGAUGGGGCAAGGUUUGCAUACAAAAGUAGCUCAGGUCGCUGCUUCUGCCUUCAAUAUCCCUCUCAGUUCUGUCUUUAUAUCAGAGACAAGUACUGACAAGGUUCCUAAUUCAUCACCAACAGCAGCUUCCGCGAGUUCUGAUAUGUAUGGAGCUGCAGUUCUGGAUGCAUGUGAGCAAAUCAAGGCACGCAUGGAGCCUAUUGCUUCACAACAAAAUUUCAGCUCUUUUGCUGAGCUUGCAAGUGCAUGCUAUGUGGCGCGGAUAGAUCUUUCUGCACAUGGGUUUUACAUUACACCUGAAAUUGACUUUGAUUGGACAACUGGUAAAGGGAACCCGUUCAGAUACUUCACCUAUGGGGCUGCUUUUGCUGAGGUUGAAGUUGACACAUUGACUGGAGAUUUUCACACUAGGGUGGCAAACAUAUUCUUGGAUCUUGGAUACUCUCUCAACCCAGCAAUCGAUGUUGGCCAGAUCGAAGGAGCCUUUAUACAAGGUUUGGGAUGGGUAGCUCUAGAAGAACUUAAGUGGGGUGAUUCUGCUCAUAAAUGGAUCUCACCAGGUUGCCUCUACACAUGUGGACCUGGAAAUUACAAAAUUCCUUCCAUAAAUGAUGUCCCCUUCAAAUUUAGCGUUUCACUUCUGAAGGGACAUCCAAAUGUGAAGGCGAUCCACUCAUCCAAAGCAGUUGGUGAGCCACCAUUUUUCUUGGCUUCGGCUGUCUUUUUUGCCAUCAAAGAUGCAAUCAUAGCUGCGAGAGCGGAAGUAGGGUCUAAGGAGUGGUUUCCACUAGAUAAUCCAGCGACGCCUGAACGAAUACGGAUGGCUUGUUUGGAUGAAAUUACUGCAGGAAUUAUUAGCUCAGACUUCCGCGCCAAGCUUAGUAUUUGAUUGUUAGUUUCUCUUUUCCUGUAUUUAGCAUACACCACUGGUAUAUACUAUUUUCUGUUUUCCUGUAUUUAGCAUACACCACGGGUAUAUACUACUGUACAGACUACGAGACUCUAUAUUCUUUCUCAUGUUUCUACCAACCAACCAAUUACAAGAUAUGCAUGUAAUAUGUGUAAAUCAGAAGUAUUAUGAUGAUUAAAUGAUUAUAAUAAAAAGCAAUAAUUGUGAAUA